Molecule: messenger RNA, 4705 nt
Organism: Scleropages formosus (Asian bonytongue)
Lineage: Eukaryota; Metazoa; Chordata; Actinopteri; Osteoglossiformes; Osteoglossidae
Product: tigger transposable element-derived protein 1-like
Exons: 3
Coding region: 430-3231 (933 amino acids)
Cellular component (GO): nucleus
Molecular function (GO): DNA binding
Source: RefSeq, a predicted model, not a curated record
AGGUCGCUCUUACCUACGCGUGAGAUGUGUGUGUCCGUCAGUGCUGUCUUAGUUGUUUUUUUUUUCAUUUUUUUAAAAAAAGUGUUUCAGUCUUCCACAGCGGAGUGUAUGCGUCCCAUAUUAUGUUCCGCUUGCACGAAGAACCGAACAGACCGAGACGGGUUUUGACUCUGGCGCUUGGAUUCUCCUCCCGUGUGGUUUUUGUUCCACAUCAACUAUUGAAAUGUUUACACAAAAGGUGUAAAAAAAGAAAAGCUAUUUCUUCCACACAAGGAGUCGCCGACGCAGGAACCAUCGCUGCGGUGUGCAUUAGUCCCAGAGUGGGGGAGUUGACACGUGAGCAGUAGAGGACGUGAACAAUGACAGGAAGCUAAGAUCUCACCAAGUUAUCUACCGCAACUGAACCGGAGAAGAUCGGAGAGGAUCACCAUGGCAGAACCGGGACCUGAACACCCUUCGCUGGCACUCCGUGGUCUCCCGUCCGAAUCAGAUUGUUUUGGGAGCAUGGCGACACCCUACUUUGAGGGGGCAGCAGUCGUGGAUAUGUGUGUAAAAACUGAACCUGAUGACAAGGACAUUUCCCACCCUGACUAUUGUACCGAGGUUCAGGGCUUCGGUGCUGAAGAGAUGCACUCAGGGCUACAUCUGGAUUCCGACAAAAUUAAAACGGAGAUCGUACUGGUCAAAAUAAUGGACGACAAUGCUGAUCUACAGCUUCGCAGCACCACUGAGGUGUUUCGCCCUCCGUUAGAGCAUUCCGGCUCUUCUACUUUUCCGUUACUCGGACAAUAUCCAGCAGAGACGGGUGCAGUUAAAAUAGAGCAACGCUCUUCCUCACAAAAAUCUUUGUGCACCGAGAAGGAAUUUAAUGAAGCUGCUCAUUAUGGGCUAAAGGAAGAGUGUGCGGAUUUGCAGGUGCCUCCUUUAAGGUCUUUUUCCAAACACUGGAAAGCAGAGGCAGAUGAAGUAAAGGAGCAUUCUCGGUUAGAAGGAUCAUCCAGUACAGAGAGAACAGUUAAUGAAGUUGUAGAUGACCUCUUGCAGAAUAAUUCUGUGGAACUAGAGAGCAGUUUAAUUAUUGCAGAUGAUAUUGUAGCAAAACGUGCUUUGGAAGCACCUAUGGGACCUGUCACUGCUGGUCUAACCAACAAGGCCAGGAAGGAGCCAUGUAGUGGCAGUGUUACCCAUAAAGCUCAGCAAUGGCAGUGUCUUCAGUGCAGAAAGGUAUAUAAAAAUUUGUCAUACCUGGAAAAUCCUUUAAAGGUUGGAUUGUGCGAUAAAUAUUGUUGCAAGCAGUGUGGAGUAAGUUUUUCUCAAAACUGUUGCUUAAAACAGCACCAGCUUAUUCAUUCUAGGCAGAAACCAUAUAAAUGUAGUCAGUGUGGGAAAAUGUUUUCCCGUCAAAGUGCCUUAAAACUCCACCACGAUUUCCAUGCUGGCAAGAAGCCAUUCGCGAGCGGAAGCCGUGGAGACGUGGAAAAAGGGGUGAAACGCAAGAGAGUUGCUCAUAGUUUGAAAUUAAAACUAGAGGUGCUAAAGCGCCUCGAAUGCGGUGAAAGACAAAAAGACACAGCUAUUGCUUUAGGUUUAUCAAAAUCUACAGUGAACUCGAUUUAUGUGUCAAGAGAACAAAUCAAAGCGAGAGCCCAAAAUGUGCUUGGUGGCGAUAAGCUUACAAAAAUUACACGUGGGAGACAUGAAAUCUACGAAAAGCUUGAAAGACUUUUGGUGCAGUGGAUAGACUCGCACAGCGAUCGCGGCAUUCCUUUGACCACUAUUUUAAUUCAAGAGAAGGCCCGGACACUUUUUGUCGACCUCAAGAAUAAGGCACUGAAGGAGGGAGAUGAGACCGUGAGCAAGAUUAAAUUCAAAGGGAGUCACGGGUGGUUUGAAAGAUUUAAAAAGAGAGCGAUGCUGCAUAACGUGAAAAUUCGAGGGGAUGCGUCAGCUGACAGCGAGUACGCAACAACCUUCCCCACGGAGCUUCAGCAAAUCAUCGAGGAGGGCAACUACACCAGCAAACAAAUAUUUAACGUGGACGAAACGGGCCUAUUUUGGAAACGGAUGCCGACACGUUCUGUAAUUUCUAAAAUUGAAGCACAGCAAAGAGGGCACAAGGCAUCCAAAGAUCGGCUCACGCUCCUGCUUGGGGGGAACCUGGAGGGUGACGUCAAGCUGAAGCCCCUCCUCGUCUACCAUUCCGAAACCCCUCGAGCGUUGAAAGGUGUUGUGAAGCACACUUUACCUGUUAUUUGGCGGUCCAAUAGAAAGGCCUGGGUCACUUGUGAUUUGUUCAUGGAUUAUAUAAAAAAUUAUUUUUGCCCCUUUGUCCGAGAAUAUUGUGCAAAAAAUAGCCUAGACAACAAGGCUAUUCUUGUGCUCGACAAUGCCCCCGGCCACCCUUUUCACAUUGAGGAUUACGGUAAUAUUCACGUGGUAUUUUUGCCUCCCAACACCACAUUUUUCCUCCAACCCAUGGAUCAAGGUGUACUCAACACUUUCAAGGCAUAUUAUGUGCAACUAGUUAUGGAACAUAUUGUGAGCCGGGCUGAUGCGAACGUAACUGCAAUGGACAUUUGGAGGAAUUUCACUAUUAAGCAGGCUAUUGAAACGAUUUUUACAGCUUGGUCCAUGAUUUCCAAACACACCAUGAACUCUGCUUGGAAAAACUUAUGUCCAAAAUAUGUUCACGGUUUCAAAGGAUUUGAAGAUGAUCUAAAAUGUGUUCGUAAGGAAAUCGUCCUGCUGGCAAUGAAAGCAGGUUUUGAAGAUGUCGAUGAUGAAAACGUUUCCGAACUUCUGGCAUCACAUAAUGAGAUUCUUUCAAACGAGGAGUUAUUGCAACUCGACGAAGAACGCCUAAAAGAAGAGAGAUCAGAUGACGGCGGUGAUGGAAAUGAUGACGAUGAUGAUGACGAUGAACCAAAGGUUUGGGAUGUGAAAUCACUCAGGAUGCUUUUCCAACAUCAUGAUGCAAUGUUGCAAGUUAUUGAUGAAUACGAGACUGAUAUGGAACGAGGUUUCAAAGUAAAAAUGAUGCUAAUGCAAAGUAUUGAACCAUAUAAAAAUCUAUAUGAAGAGAGAAGAAAGCAGGCAAAACAAUCAAGUGUUACUGGUUUUUUGAAGUCGAGAGAAAAAACAGCUGCUGCACAAGAAGUGUUGCCGUCUACAUCUGGAUACAUUUGUCCAUCCGAUAAAGCAGUUGAAGAAGAAAUGGAUACAGAUGACUAAUUCCUGAUUAUCCCAUUUUGGUCAGUUGUGUUCAGUCACCCUCACCACCAGCACCACAGUCUCCUUUUUCUCACGCUUCCUCCUCCACCUAAGACCAUGGCCUCCCCUCUCCUAACAUCUCCCCCUUGCCUAAGCCAGUUGACAUGCACUGUUACGAUCCUAUCCAUCUUUUCAGUAUAGUGUUCUGCAUAAGUGCUGCCUCCUCUACUCAGGGAUUAAUACACACUGAGGACAGAAGAGAAAGGGGAAGAGGAAUCACCAUUUGGUAUAUAGGUUGGGGUACGUGAUAAAGUUGCUCAGAAUAACACUGGUAGUGAAUAAUGCCACUCAGCAAGCUGCAGUGGUGUUUUAAACUUCUGCCACUGCAUUUGUUUCUUGUCAACAAGGGCUUCCUUCUUGCAACCAUUCCUAACAACAUGUUAGUGUGGCGGUACCUUCUGAUGAUGGACUCAGAGACUUGGUGACCCCAAGAUGACACAAGGUAUUACAGUUCUCUGUUUUAACAUCUGAAACCUGGACAAUAUACACUUAUUGCUUAAUAUACUGUAUAAAAUUAAUCCAUUUCAUAAAGUGGUGCAGAUAUCAAAAUUUAGGAUACUGAAAACCGAUUUCACAUCAUUUUAAAUAGGAAAAAUAAUAAUGCUUUUCCAGCCCACCUAAAAACCCCAAACAACUUUCUCCCCCAACUUGAACAUGGUAGAACGCCUACAGAACUAUCAACCCAUGAUAUCAGUAGAACAUGAAGCACAUUUACAUUUGUUUUUUAACCAAUGCCUUUCUUCAAAAGAUACAUACAUCUCAGAAAAUAUAAAAGUGUAUUACACGAGUUACCUUUGCUGCCUUGCUUCAAAACCAUGCUUUCAAAGCCCAGGACACUUUUCUGUUUGCACUGAAAACUCCAGACCCAGUUUUACUGCUGCGAGGUAAUUUCCACUUUUCUUUUUAAUCGAUCAGUUCUAUGCAAGAUGAGCAAUGAACCAAGCGGAGAUGUACUACAACUGCAAUCAUUCAAUUAAAUAGCACGUCCAAUAUAGGUGACCGGCACACCUGUGGAAGUUUGUAUGCUUCUCAUAAUGCCCCACUCUCUUAAAGCAACACUCACAUUGUUGAGCUACAACUUUAAACAUUUUUUGGACAUGCUUUGGAUAAAUUUUGCUGUACUGAUGUUUUUGUUCUGCAUACUGCAAAAGAUGUAAUUUUAUUUGGGAAAAAUAUUAUUUUUUAAAGGCUACAGAAGUAGUGAUUCUGCCAUCAAGAUUUACCCCAUACUGUUCUUUACACAGGGGGUAAGAGUCAAAAAAGUUACAGAUCAUAUGAGUCAUAUUUACAGAAAUUCAUUUUACUUUGGAAACUUCCCAAUCAUGUAACACCUUGCACUUUCAUUCUUUGAUAUGUGAACUGUAGAAUGUAUUUUGGAUGUACAUUUUAUUUUUAUUUAUGUGAACUGGCUCUGUUACAAUUUUAUAUCUGCAAA